AUGCCUCCGGUUGAUCUCGAGAAUCUAGUCUCCGCCUGCGCCGGCGGCAUCUGCAGCGACAGCAAAGUCACCUGCGAGACGCUCGCAGGCGACAGCGCUGCUGUCGCCGCCGUCGCCGAUCCUGACCUUCCGCCGGAAUCCUUCUGGCUGUCGAAGGACGCGGAGUACGAUUGGUUCGAACACCACACCUUCUUCGAGCGGAAGGACUCCGGCGGCAGGGGCGGCGGCUCGAGUCUGACUGCAGACGCGCAGUCGAACUCGAGCUCGCAGCGAUUCUCCUUCAGCAGGAAGUCGAAAGCCGCGAUCCUCGGAUUGCCGAAGACGCAGAAGGCGACCUUCGUCGACCCAAAGCGCCGGCCGUGCAAUAAACCGGUGACCGUCCGGCUUUUUCCAAAACGACCCGAACCGGCCGGGAAAUCGGCGGUUCCGGUCGAACCGGGUUCGCCCAAGGUGUCCUGUAUUGGGCGGGUCCGGUCCAAGCGCGGCCGGCGCCGGUCCGGUUCGCUGAGGAGGAGGGAGAAGGCGGCGGAGAAAUCGAGUCGCGGAGGAGGGGAGGAGGAGGAGAAGAAGCAGAAGGCCGGUUUUUAUACUAAGAUGAUGGGGAUGUUCCGGUCGAAGAGGAGCCGGAGUAAGAAGGGGCCGCGGUCGGGGAGUAGGAGGGCCGGGGAUGAGGCAAAGGCAGGGGCGGAGCUGCAGCGGUGGAGCGCGAGUUCGAGAGUGCGAGAAUUGCCGGGUGAGGCGCCCGGUUUGGGUGGAUUGAACCGGUUUGCUUCGGGUCGGCGGUCGGCUUCUUCGUGGGCGGCUGAGGAUUUGAGUGAGACGGUUUCCGGUUCGGACCGGCACGUGGGAGUCGUGAGUUGGAGCUGA
This is a messenger RNA of Salvia hispanica, 867 nucleotides long. RefSeq lists its product as uncharacterized. The record is from RefSeq and is a predicted model, not a curated record. NCBI's taxonomy places the organism in Eukaryota, Viridiplantae, Streptophyta, Magnoliopsida, Lamiales, Lamiaceae.